AUGACUGCGGCUAUUAGAGCGCUUCGUUCGUGGGAGAUUAUACUGUUCUGUGUAUUUACAUCUGUGAUAUGUUGGCUGGCUAACCUCGUUAACCGACACGUACCGAUCCCGUACAUGGACGAAAUCUUCCAUGUUCCUCAGGCCCAACGCUAUUGCCGUAACGAUUUCUCCUAUUGGGAUCCGAAAUUGACGACACCACCAGGACUAUACUUCUCCAGUCUGCUGUUCAGCCUAAUUACUGAGUGCUCAAUCGACGUCCUGCGUGCGACAAACAUCUUGUUCUGUUUAGCCAACGUGUACAUGAUGCAUCACAUCCGUAAACAUCUCCAGAAAGACUCUACCUUGAUGUCCUCAGUGUCAAGUGUGCUCCUGCCUGUGAAUUUCUUCUUUACUUUCCUGUACUACACUGAUCCGGGCUGUAUCUUCUGCUUACUACUGGUGUACUUUUUCUACCUUAAAAGACGCCACAAUCUGGCUGCAAUCGCGGGCAUGAUUAGCCUAUUUUUCCGUCAGACUUCAAUAGUAUGGGUAUUUUUCGUAGCGUGCCUCACCCUAGAUGAACUUCUGCAACGACAUCUAAAAAACCCGAGGUCCGCGUUAACGCAAAAACUUACAGGCUUCCUCGGUGACUCAAUUAAAAACUGCGUAUGUUAUGCUCUCGUUGGGUUGACAUUUGUCGUGUUUCUGCGAAAGAAUGGUGGAAUUACACUUGGAGAUAAGCAGGCUCACGAAGCGGUGAUUCACUUUACACAGAUUGGCUAUUUUUUCCUUUUCACAUUGUUAUUUGGUACGCCGUUUCUUCUUAAUUUCGAAAAUCUAAUUCUAUUCGUCGAUUUCGUUACACGUCGACCUUUACAAAUCCUCUUCGGCUCUUUGGUAAUGUACGGUCUAUUUGAAAAUUUUCUUCACGUUCAUCCAUACCUUCUCUCCGACAAUCGCCAUUACACGUUCUAUCUUUGGCGAAGAUUUCUGUCAAAGGAGGCUGUGCGCCAGGGUUUGAUUGUCGUUUACAUCUUCGUUGGUUACUCCUUAUAUUCAUGCGUUCGGCACAUGAAGAGGUCGUGGAUUGUGUUGUUCGCGCUCUGUACGUCAAUCACAAUUGUGCCCCAAAAGCUGCUCGAGUUUCGUUACUUCCUUUGGCCGUACAUCCUCCUGCGGCUUCAUUUCCGCGAGCAGAGACAUCAAGUUUUGGCCGAACUCCUUUCAUUUAUAGCGAUCAACUGUAUGACGUUUUACAUGUUUCUGUAUGGCACCUUUAUUUGGCAACACGACCCCGAACACAUUCAGAGAUUUAUGUGGUAA
Varroa destructor (honeybee mite) is the source of this 1302-nucleotide messenger RNA. RefSeq names its product alpha-1,2-glucosyltransferase Alg10 (gene Alg10). Lineage: Eukaryota; Metazoa; Arthropoda; Arachnida; Mesostigmata; Varroidae. The record is from RefSeq and is a predicted model, not a curated record. Gene Ontology annotation, molecular function: dolichyl pyrophosphate Glc2Man9GlcNAc2 alpha-1,2-glucosyltransferase activity. Gene Ontology annotation, cellular component: endoplasmic reticulum. Gene Ontology annotation, biological process: protein N-linked glycosylation; dolichol-linked oligosaccharide biosynthetic process.